Molecule: messenger RNA, 3542 nt
Organism: Onychostoma macrolepis
Lineage: Eukaryota; Metazoa; Chordata; Actinopteri; Cypriniformes; Cyprinidae
Gene: notum1b
Product: notum, palmitoleoyl-protein carboxylesterase b
Exons: 11
Coding region: 493-1953 (486 amino acids)
Molecular function (GO): hydrolase activity
Source: RefSeq, a predicted model, not a curated record
CACUUAAUGUUUAUUUUCUUUCAAGUAAUGAACAAGUUUUAUUUUUAGUUUAUUUAGUGAAAGUUAUUUUAGUACUUCAGAUUAAACUAAACAUAAAUCAGAAGUGUUAGGGAUAGCUGACUAGCUCAAACUAAAUAAGUAUAUAUGAUAAUUAUAUUUUUGUAAUGGUUUUAGUUUUAGUAAACUAUAAUAACUCUAUGCGCAUUAUAAAGUUCAUUCAGUGUUGGUUCUUCACAUGUCAGUAUUCACACUAAACACACUGGAGAUCAAAGGGACACAUGUCACUAGACCACGCCCCCCUUUGACCAGCCUUCUCGGCUGAUUGGCAGUCCGGACAGGGCCACACGCCCCUCUGCCAGCUGAUUGGCUGAGAGGGCUGCAAUAAAAAACCCCAAAUAAUGAGCCCACGAGGGACACGGACACUUGCCGUGAUCUGAGCGCAGGAGGAGGACAGACUGUUCGUUUCAGGAUGAGAGGAUCCAGCGAGAUUUUAUGAACCUCCUGUGGAUUUACAGAAGCAUGGAGAUGAUCCGAGUUUUGCUGGUUCUGCUGGUUCUGGGGUCGGCCGAGGGCAGGAGGGUUCGGGAUCAGCGGACUCAGGCACCCGAGAGCUUUCCUCUGGACUUCACAGCAGUGGAGGGAAACAUGGAGAGCUUCAUGACUCAGGUGAAGAACUUGGCUCAAUCCCUGUAUCCCUGCUCGACUCAGAAACUGGACCAGGAGAUGAAGCUUCAGUUCCUGAGGAACUCAUCGGUCACCUGUAAUGACGGUUCACCUGCUGGCUACUACAUAAAGGAGUCGCGAGGCAGUCGGCGAUGGCUGAUGUUCCUGGAGGGUGGCUGGUACUGCUUCAGUAAACACACCUGCGACAGCAGAUACGAGACCAUGAGGCGACUCAUGAGCUCCAGCAAAUGGCCUCCCACCAGGACAGGAACAGGGAUCCUGUCGUCUCAGCCCGAGGAGAAUCCACACUGGUGGAACGCAAACACAGUGUUUGUGCCGUACUGCUCCAGUGAUGUUUGGAGCGGCUCCGCAGUGAAGACAGACCAGAGUGAUUAUGCGUUCAUGGGUUCUCAGAUCAUUCAGGAGGUCGUUAAGGAGCUGGUGACUAAAGGUCUGGACGGUGCUAAAGUGCUGCUGGUGGCCGGGAGCAGCGCCGGUGGUACCGGAGUGCUGCUGAAUGUGGACCGUGUGUCGGAGCUGCUGGAGGAUCUGGGUCUGGGUUCGGUUCAGGUUCGGGGUUUGGUGGACUCGGGCUGGUUUCUGGAUCAUAAACAGUACCGCUGCACCGACUGCAUCGACACGAUCAGCUGCGCUCCGACCGAGGCCAUCAAGAGAGGAGUGCGGUACUGGAACAGCGUGGUUCCGGAGCGCUGCAGUCGCGUGUAUAACGGCGAGGACUGGAACUGCUUCUUUGGUUAUAAAGUUCAGCCCACACUGAAGAGGCCGGUGUUUGUGGUUCAGUGGUUGUUCGAUGAGGCUCAGCUGACGGUUGAUAACGUCCAUCUGACGGGUCAGCCGGUGCAGGAGGGUCAGUGGAGAUACAUCCAGAACCUGGGCAGCGAACUCAGAAACACCCUCAAAAACGUCCCGGCCAUGUUCGCUCCCGCCUGUUUGUCUCAUGAGAUCAUCACAAGAAGUUAUUGGAUGGACAUCCACGUCAAAGGUACCUCACUUCCUCGAGCGCUGCAGUGCUGGGACCGCAGCCUCCGUCACCACGGCAACAGCAGCAGCGCUCAGGCUCCGCCUCGGGGGUGCCCUCUUCACUUGAUUGACAGCUGCCCGUGGCCCCACUGCAACCCCACCUGCCCCACCAUCAGAGAGCAGCUGACGGGGCAGGAGAUGAGCGUCAUCCAGUUCCUCACGCACCUGGGCUUCGACGUGCAGCGCGUGGCACAGCAGCAGGGCAUGGAGCCCCACAAACUACUGGGCAUGCUCAGUAACGGCACCUGACGCACGCCUGGGUAUUCAUCAGACUGCGUUCACUCCGGCUCCGGCCCAAAUGGAGCAGCUGAUGUGGAUUGAAUGACUGAUGAUCAGUGAGGGUGGCCAUUUCUAUAGCACCAAAAAUGAGGAUUCAGUGAAGCUAAAAAUAAUCCCAAAUCUAUAAGUACUCACACAACGUUUCCAUUGAGGGACAAUAUUACUUUUAUAAGGGCAAGGUUUAUAACCUUUUUAUAAAAUUAGGCAUUUAGUGUUUUAUUCUUACUAUUUUUAGGAUAUGGCAGAACUAGUAAGAGUUGUAUAGCAGUAGUACCUGGUUCCGAAUACAGCAACUUGAGUCAUUGAAUCAUUGACUCAACAGAGUUGUUUAAAAUGGUUGAUUCAUUCAGGUAACAAAGCAAGUGACAGUCUUUAUGAAUGAUUGAAUUAUUGACUCAACUGAUUCAUUCAAAACGGCUGGUUCAUUCAGCAACGAAGCAACUGACUGUCUUUAUGAAUGAGUCAUAGAAUCAUUGAUUCAACAGAGUCAUUCAAAACAGUUAAUUCACUCAUAAAUUAUGUAAAUGGCUAUCUUUAUGAAUGAGUCACUGAAUCAUUGACUCAACAGAGUUGUUUAAAAUGGUUGAUUCAUUCAGGUACAAAGCAACUGACAUUCUUUAUGAAUGAGUCAUUGAAUCAUUGACUCAACUGAUUCAUUCAAAAAAGCUGAAUCAUUCAAGAACAAAACUCCACUGUGUUGAACAGAGAUGCAAUGGUUAUGCUGGGAUUCUGAACUAGUUUUGUUGGUGGAAUAGACCAACUAUAUUGUGUCUAAAAUGUAUGUCUCUUAAUAUUAAUUUAUACAGUACAUUUAAAACAAUUAUUUAUUAAUUAUAUAUCAUUGCAUACCGCUGGAUAUGCAUUUACAAACUGGACUGUCUGACCUUAAACCCAACAUAUAGCCACCCUAUGAAGAGCUAAGGACUCCAUUUGGGACGGAGCCCGUGUGUGAACACACAGGUACCAUAUUCUCCAGAAUCAGGUUAACAGUGGCGUCCUCUACUGGACACUCGAUGGACUGCAGCAACAACAGACUCUUUCUCUGUGGAUGAAGGACAGGUCAAACUCUCUGAUGCUUUUCACUUCAGCCCAUAAUAAUGAAGCACUUUCACAACAACCUCACAAACAAAUACUGGAUACCAAAAUCAACAGACUACUCAAACACCUCAUACACACGGACAUGUUUAUAUGAACAUCUGAACACUUCUCUCCACUAAGCUGACUGGAUAAAUUAUCUGGUGAAGACAAACAGCUGCUCGGAUCACAGAAUCUCACCAAACCCGUCAAGAACGUGCAUUGUGUGUGUGUGUGUGUACCUGUUUUUCUAUUCAGGUGGGGACUUAAACCUCAAGGUUUAGGUGUAGGGUUGGUGUAGGGCAAUAGAAUAUACGGUCUGUACAGUAGAAAAAGCAUUACGCCUAUGGAGAGUCCCCACAAGGAUAGCAAACCAGACGUGUGUGUGUGCGUGCGUGUGUGUAUACAUGUAUGUGUAUAUAUAUGCAUGUAUGUGUGUAUAUAUAUAUAUAUAUAUAUAUACACACACACACAGGUGCAUCUCA